AGCAAGUUUCCAAAUAAAUGGUCAAAAUUCAGAAAUGGAUGUUAACUCGGGUAGCAAUGUUCAAGGGACAUGGGGUUUCUCUACGAAUCCUGGUGAAAGCUAUUUAUCAGGUAAUAUCAAGUUGGCACCACCUGGAAAGGCAGUGGUUAACAUUGCACUUUUCAAGUCUGAGUUUAAUAUUGUGACGUAUCCAAAGUAUUCUGGGAGAGGAUGGUCAGUUACACACAGUCAGAAUACCAAAAAGAUAGUUCUGAAUGUCAUUAAAGCGAAUACAGAUGAUGAUGGCGAAUAUACCCUGGAAUUAACAUAUUUGUCAAGUGCUGGAACGCCAUUAACAGACACAUACGGAAUAAGGCUCAACGUUCUUGGUAAGUUGCGAGUAUUUACUACAUGCUUUCGUGGUUUCUUGGCCUAUAUGUAGGAUACAAUUCUUUCGAAUUUUAGUUGUUCAUUUUACAAACGGAAUUAUGUCGACACUGUAAUUAUUCAAGAUCCCAUGCAUGCAACAAUACAUUGUACAGUUUCUCUUGGACUGUGGAACGAGGAGGCAAGGGGAAUGGAGGCUCUGACGUCGACCCCCCCCCAAAAAAAAAAAGUAGAAGGCGACUACGCCUCUCCAAAGUUAAGGUUAUUAGUUUUGGGGGCACAGCCCACGACACUGUUUUGCGUUGCAUUUCUCGUAGAUUUCAUGCAGACACAAAAUUUCAAGACACUGGUCGUCGGCUAAAGGAAAUGAAAAUCAAUAUGGCUACGAUUAAUUUCUAAAUAGUAUCUAUUAACCGUGUUAGCAUAAUAGGAGCACAAUGUUGUUUGUGUCAUUUAAUACAGUUGUGUUUAAUGUGUCCCAAUUUCUAUUGUUCAUACUCCAUCUACAAACUUUGCCAAAAUCAGAUUAGUCUAUACGAAAAACCCCCAGUUUUUUAACAGUUACAGUAUGCCGCGAGGUGGAAACAUUUUGAAUAAUCCUUUGUGUAGGUGAGGUAUGAUCCAUUGAAUGCAAUUUGCCUUUUUAUUUAGUAAUACCGUAUUAUCCGCCGGACAGUUUUGAUUCUGGAUCAAAAACUUCUGAUGAAGGCAAAUCAGUGACGAUAAAAUGUGAACCAGAAGGAAGUCCAAAACCAAUUGAAAUUAUCUGGGAAAAGAACAAUGUAAGAAUUAGAAAAACAAAUACUGAUAAUCCAAACCUGGUAUUUAGUAAUGUCACGAGAAAUGACAUCGGGACAUAUGUGUGUAAAGCAAGUAAUAAAGCUGGAAGUGCUUUAACCAAUCCUUCUACACAACUGACUGUCAAAUGUAAGUAGACGUUCAAAGUUUCCUUCGUUUUAUUCAAGAAUCACUCGAAAUAAUCAAUGGCGGACACUGUGCGACGAGGGGGGGGGGAGGAUAAUUUCGAAAGAACUAUAAAAGUCAGGUACCAAAUAUCACAAUUGACAAACAUUGUUUACUAGGAGCAAGUGGCAAGCA
Molecule: messenger RNA, 1464 nt
Organism: Paramuricea clavata
Lineage: Eukaryota; Metazoa; Cnidaria; Anthozoa; Malacalcyonacea; Plexauridae
Source: the annotation of a GenBank genome assembly